CAGCCAGGCGCGCGCCCUUCGCCGGCUUGUGUGGAGCGGCCGCGGGGGGACGAAACCGGGGGGCGACUCCGGGCCCCCCGCUUUGCGCCGGGAAACAUAUGAAGCCACAGGACUUCGCUAGCAUCGGCGCGGGUCGCUUUUCACUUCUGUGCAGGAUUUAGCACUUUGCAGGCGCUACGCCAUGUUUUUGAGGCCUUAUUGCACUCGUCUAGAUGAGUCGGGCCAGGAGCGGCCGGCGGGUACCGAUGUGGCGGCGCGGCUGAUAUCGGCCCCGCUGGUGGGGAGAAGGAGCAUGAUGGGCACUACGAAGAGGC
Amoebophrya sp. A120 is the source of this 314-nucleotide messenger RNA. The record is from the annotation of a GenBank genome assembly. Lineage: Eukaryota; Dinophyceae; Syndiniales; Amoebophryaceae.